Molecule: messenger RNA, 7211 nt
Organism: Cheilinus undulatus (humphead wrasse)
Lineage: Eukaryota; Metazoa; Chordata; Actinopteri; Labriformes; Labridae
Product: E3 ubiquitin-protein ligase SMURF2-like
Exons: 20
Coding region: 339-2669 (776 amino acids)
Biological process (GO): negative regulation of BMP signaling pathway; ubiquitin-dependent protein catabolic process
Molecular function (GO): ubiquitin protein ligase activity; protein binding
Source: RefSeq, a predicted model, not a curated record
CUUCAGUCAUAGCAGCACGGUUGGAGUGUCCGGCUGGAGUAUACUGAUCACUUACAUUGUGUCAGUAUCUGUGUCUCGCGACGUAAGCGGCAUUGGGGGAUGCCGUUAUCUGCAUUUUUAUGUUAAAGCCGUACAGUUAAAGGGUGUUAUUCUAGCGAUAUGACGAUUUUUAUACCUUUAUGUUGCUUACACAGCGUGAUUUGCUAUGGUGAUACUACAAGCUAACCCCAAGCUAGCGGAUGGAUUGUUUUGGAAAAUAACUUUUUGAAAAACUCAUACCCUAACACAUGAAUUAGACGCUUUUUGUGAGUCUUCGUCAAGCUGGAACACAAAGGGGAAUGUCUAGCCAAGGAGUUAGGAGAAAUGGCCCAGUAAAGCUGCGGUUGACAGUCUUGUGUGCGAAGAACCUAGCAAAGAAAGACUUCUUCCGGUUGCCAGAUCCCUUUGCCAAAGUGGUGGUGGACGGCUCAGGACAAUGCCACUCUACAGAUACUGUGAGAAACACGCUGGACCCAAAGUGGAAUCAACAUUAUGAUCUAUACAUCGGAAAGGCAGACUCGAUAACCAUCAGUGUAUGGAACCACAAGAAGAUCCACAAAAAGCAGGGUGCAGGUUUCUUGGGCUGUGUGCGUCUCUUAUCAAACGCCAUUAACAGACUCAAAGACACUGGCUAUCAGAGACUUGACCUGAAUAAGCUCGGUCCCAACGACAAUGAUACUGUGAGAGGACAAAUAGUCGUAAGUCUUCAGUCCAGAGAUCGUAUUGGAUCAGGGGGGCCUGUUGUGGACUGCAGCCGCCUCUUUGACAAUGACUUACCUGAUGGCUGGGAAGAAAGGAGGACAGCUUCUGGAAGGAUACAGUACCUUAACCACAUCACAAGAACCACGCAGUGGGAGAGACCAACCAGGCCAGCCUCAGAGUACUCAAGCCCAUCAGGGCGUCCACUGAGUUGUGUGGUGGAUGAGAACACGCCGGUAAUGACGCCUGUAAAUGGGGCCGAGGCUAGUGGACCACCGGGGGAACAGCGGAUCCAGGAGAGACGGGUCCGAUCGCAGCGGCAUCGUAACUACAUGAGCAGGACACACCUGCAUACACCGCCUGACCUGCCUGAGGGUUACGAGCAAAGAACAACUCAGCAGGGUCAGGUCUACUUCCUCCACACACAGACUGGAGUCAGUACCUGGCAUGACCCUCGGGUGCCCAGGGAUCUAAGCAAUGUGAACUGUGAGGAGCUGGGCCCACUGCCACCAGGCUGGGAGAUCAGAAACACAGCUACGGGCCGCGUCUACUUUGUAGACCACAACAAUCGAACAACACAAUUCACAGACCCUCGGCUUUCUGCAAACCUGCAUCUCGUACUAAACAGCCCAAGUCCAAAUGGUUCCCGGGUGGCCAUGGACAGCCAAAACACUAACCUCAGUCAUCUGCCUCAGUUGAAGGAGCAGGGUGGUCCUGGGGGUCCUCCACAGGCUCUGUCCCCAGCCCAGCUGCCUGAAGAGGCAGAGUGCCUGACGGUACCCAAAUACAAGAGAGACCUGGUGCAGAAGCUGAAGAUUCUUCGGCAGGAACUUUCCCAGCAGCAACCACAGGCUGGCCACUGCCGCAUCGAGGUCUGCCGUGAGGAGAUAUUUGAGGAGUCCUAUAGGCAGGUGAUGAAGAUGCGACCUAAAGAUCUCUGGAAAAGACUAAUGAUCAAAUUCAGGGGGGAGGAGGGACUGGACUAUGGUGGGGUAGCAAGGGAAUGGUUAUAUCUGCUGUCCCAUGAGAUGCUAAACCCCUACUACGGCCUGUUCCAGUACUCCAGAGACGACAUCUACACUUUACAGAUCAAUCCUGACUCUGCUGUCAAUCCAGAGCACCUGUCGUACUUCCACUUUGUGGGUCGCAUCAUGGGCAUGGCGGUGUUUCACGGUCACUACAUCGACGGCGGUUUCACUCUGCCUUUCUACAAACAGCUGCUGGGGAAACCCAUCACGCUGGAUGACAUGGAGUCUGUUGACCCAGACCUCCACAACAGCCUCGUCUGGAUCUUGGAUAACGACAUCACUGGUGUGCUGGACCACACUUUCUGUGUCGAGCAUAACGCCUACGGAGAAAUCAUCCAGCAUGAGCUCAAACCCAACGGCAAGAGUAUCCCCGUCUCUGAGGACACCAAGAAGGAGUAUGUCAGGUUGUAUGUGAAUUGGCGCUUCCUGCAUGGCAUUGAGGCUCAGUUUCUUGCCCUGCAGAAAGGCUUCAAUGAGGUUAUUCCUCAACACCUGCUCAAAUCCUUUGACGAGAAAGAACUGGAGCUAAUCGUAUGUGGUUUGGGGAAGAUCGACAUCUCUGACUGGAAGUCCAACACCCGUCUGAAGCACUGCACCCCGGACAGCAACAUAGUCAAGUGGUUUUGGAAAGCUGUGGAGUCGUUUGAUGAAGAGAGGAGGGCGCGACUGCUGCAGUUUGUUACUGGCUCAUCAAGAGUUCCACUUCAGGGCUUCAAAGCUUUACAAGGUGCUGCAGGGCCCAGGCUCUUCACCAUCCAUCAGAUUGAUGCUAACACCAACAAUCUGCCCAAAGCCCACACCUGCUUCAAUCGGAUCGACAUUCCCCCCUACGAGAGCUAUGACAAACUCUACGAUAAGCUGCUGACGGCGAUCGAGGAGACGUGCGGCUUUGCAGUGGAAUGAGAGACACCUUUAAAGCUUGUUUGUGUGUGAGCUUGUGUGACUGUGUGCAGGACACUGGACACAGCCACACUGUCGUUAUGGUCACUGCGUCGUGCUGGCAGACUCCUUCACAGCGUGAUUGGUGCAUCUACGACCGGUCUGCAGUCUUCCUCUUCCUUUAACGCGCUCCACCUUACUCCAUCACUGAUAUCUGUUUGAACAGCUGCUACACAGUCCCUGUCCUUUUUUUUAAUUAUUGUUUAGUUUCUGUGUUUUCUCCCUUUUUCACAUUUUUUUCAGGAUUUUGUUUUGGAUCAUUUCUGUUAAAUGCGUAUGAGUAUUUUAACUUCUACAAAUGUUGGUUGUUGAGUUGACCAUUUGUUUUUGGAUUCAGAAGGAGGGACUGCCCAGUCAUCUCCCUACCAUCAGUGAUUCUUUGAAGGUUCUCCCUACAGAGCAGCUUGUAACUUUAGUUUCCAAUUUAAAAACUGAACCAAUCUUUGUGAUGCUACUGAAUCUUUAUCACUGCAGACAUCCUGCCCCUGGUAGCCAUCUUAACCUCAACUAACACACUUUCCAAUGCUCAUGGCCUGCACCGUUGGUUUGCUUCAUUUUGUAGGAGCACCACAGAUUCAUCCUACCUCAGUGUAAUAAUUUGAUACUCACAGGGUUACAUUCCUUAAUGUUACAUGGAAAAGUCAAUGGGUAGUCUUAAACUUAAUCAGAAUAGGAGCUUAUAAGUUUUCUUAGAGCAAAAAAGAUGUGCAAUGUCCAUUCCAGCAGUCCCCUCGUUACUGCCAAACCAAGUAUUUAAAAUAAUGACUAUAUCAUUUUCACAGGGGACUUGAAGUUGAUUAAAGAGUAACUAAACCCCAGAGUUUCAGCUGAGGUGCAUCUAUCCUGAUCCUAGGGAGGGAUGAGACACGCCCACUCCCUCCUUCCUGCUGUCCCUUAUCAGCCACAACAUCUUUCUGUAUAUGCUGCUUUUUAGACUUGAUUAUUAGCCACAAUGUCGUAACUAUUCAAGGACCACUUACCACAAGCUCACUGAGUAUGAAAUGAUGAAUUAUUGCCACGGAGAAGACACAAGUUUGCAUAUGAGCCAAAGAUUCACAACAAAAUCAGCUGAAACUCAAAAUUGAUUCUGCAACGCUCUAAACAUCUGUUAGUUCACGCCGCUGCAACUGAAGCUGCUACUCUCCCAGUUGUUCAUUUUAAAGACAUUUAGUUCUUAAGUUACUGCCCAAUAAAUCUCUCUUCAAGAGGGACAGUACUGCACAUUUUUUCAUACAUUUUUAUCAUCUUGCUAAUGCGUAACAUCAAGCUGUAUGAUUCCUGCUCAUCACUAACUCUUUGUCAUUACAGUCAUAGUGUGACAGCAAAAUUUCCUUGCACAUAUGAACAUAAAAUGCUUUUCUCAGUCUUGUCAUAACUAAGAUAUCUACUGAGAAUAAUUUUCCACAAACAAAUGAGGCUCCUCUAGCCUUUUAUAUCUCAUCUAUUAGUUUAUAUAAGGCCACUCUUCCUGCUUACUUCUACAGCUGAUGGAGGAAACAGGAAUGUUUACAGGCUGAAGUUUCUAAAAUUAUAUAAAAAAAAAAAACAGCUGUAAUCAUUUCCAAAAUUUACGCCAUGUUUUAAUCUAGAUAUGGGACAUCCUGAAACCAGCUGUCAUCAGAUUGCUGAGCUGAAUCACAGGCAACAUCAUCAAAGAACCAAACCAUACCCGAGCUGCGACAGCUUCCUUCAGACAGCUGAGACCAUCGCCAGUAAUGUCUUUAUCCCACUCAUCUUUGGUCUGAACUUGGCUUUAUCCACUUCAGUUUAAGAAAAAAAACAUGGUUUUUUUUACAGUCUCACGCAUCACUGAACAUUACCCAAAAUCCUAGAGUGCUGCUUCAACAUCUCUGAUUGGCUUUGCUCGUUUUGCUCGUGUGAAACUCCUACAUUCCUCUGCUAGUAGUGACAUUUAGCAGUCGUUUUAUCGACAAAAAACAGUUUAUGUGGGACACUAGUCAGUAUAUUAUUGACCUCGUUUCAAGAAAGGCACGGUUUAUUUGCGAUCUCAGGCAACAGCACUACAUAACCCAUAAUCCUUGAGUGUAACACCAAAGUCUCUGAUUGGUGGAGCAGCAAAUUUCAACUGUAGCUGCUCAGGGUGCAGUAAAAUGCGGGCAGGUAACGUGUAGCUCUGUGGUGACAUCAGAUGGCACCACUUGCACCUGUAUUAACAGUUCAGUUGCAGUAGACCAUUUUAACCUGAAGGGGGCAGUUGCUAUGCACAUUUUAUCACCAAAUGUUAGGAUUUGAAUCCCAACUACUAAAUCCUCAUCUACAUACGUCUUCAUCUGAGGGUUUAGUUACUCUUUAAUUAGUCUAAAGUUUUGGGGGUAUUUUUGCUUGAGAUUGGAUGUUUAAAAAUGAGGGACAGGCUCUGGUUAACAUGAAGAAAAUACAACCCACCCCCCAGAAUCACUGCAGCGUGGCCGCAGCGUGUGCAAACAUGUAUGUUCUUAUGUCUCUGCAUGUGUAAACAAUUAUGGGCUUGUAUGCAAGGGAGGUAGAAGUUUUCUAGAUAAAUUCUGUCAUCUGUACCGGCACAGUUUGUGAAUCAAAGCUGCAGAGUUGAUGAAACCUCACAUUUGGAGCCUGGUCAGUCUUCCUUUUUUGUCACACAUCGAUCUGCAGCUGUUAUGUAUAAAGUUGCCUGAUUUGAUUUAAUGCUGUACACUUUCUGUCAUUUUGUAUAGAGGAUACAACUGUCCAGGGGACCUGGUUUGAUGCAAAGCUGUUGAAAGCAGGCGCGUCUUUUCAGUCACAUUAUCAGUCUUUCUGUUUCGUCACUUUUUAGCACUUUAAAAACUGAGCAGUGAUGGCAGGAGUGCUUCCUUCACGUAAGAUAAAGAUAUAUCGUGUCCUUUUCUGUACAUCAACAAUAGAAAUAUACAGAGUAAGAAGUAUCACCUGUAAUUUUGGGGUAUAUAUGUACAAAUGCAUAGCUAUUUUGUAUAUUGUUGCUUGUUUUAUCUGUUCAAUUUAAAUGCAAGCAUGUUGGUGUCUGCCACAUACCUUUUUGCAUUCUCAGGUAAAGUUGUGGAUUUAUUUUAUUUUAUUUUACAUGUAUUAAUCUAGUAUAUGUGGUAGUGGAGGGGGUGGGAUUGGGGGUUGCUGGAAAUUUCACUUUUAAAGACCCUGAUUUUAAAACCAAGAUGGAGAGCAAAAGUUGGCAACAUUUUCUUGGAGUCAUUCGGCACACUGUUCUUCAUAGGAGAGCGUGGAUGGCAGCAUUUGCAGCCCAAGAGCUUCAUGUCACAACUGAAUCCAGACAGCAGCACAGACAGCACUGAUCUCCAAUUAACACGUGUUAACAUCUAGGUUUUUUUCAGUAGGGAAAUACUGUGUUCAGAGUGUUAGAGGUCAAAAGCUGCUGACCCACUGGGUGCUACUCAGUGACAGUUUUCAACACAUUUUCUAAAACUCUGGCAUCAGCAUCUGCAUCAGCAGUGUCUAUCCAAAGAAAACCCCUAACAUGAGUGGAUGCACAUGAGAUAGAGCCAGUUCAUUUAUUUCAUCUCCUUUAAAACUUUGACUUGGAAAAGCUUUCUUUUUUGUAUACAACCAGCAUUUAUUUGUAUCCAUGAACAGUUUUGAUAUGUGGUACUGACAAACUUUUUUUCAUUUAAUGCCAAUCAUCUGACAAAGCAACAAAGCAUACCAUAUUAUUGCAACCAUAUUUAAAUUGUCAUCUUUGUACAAUUACAGAGAUUUUUUUUAUUUUAUUACUAAUAACCUGACUCAGAGGCAGAGAAGAAAUGCAUUACAACUUUUUUGCACGUUAUGCAUAAAUGAGCUCCAAUUUAAUGUCACAUGCUUCCUUCUAUCUACCAAAUAGUUAACGGACAGAUUGAUAUUUCUUUUUUAAAAUGUAGAUAACAUAAAUAUAUACACACAUGCUCUUGAUAUGCACACAUGUAUGUUUGUCCAGUGCACACAGCCCACUGCGGCUCUUAAAUUACGUUUUCUGACUGCUACAUUUUUUGUUGUUGGGUUCGAAUGCUUUGAGGCGAGGGAUAAUCUGACCUGCAAACAGGAAAAAUUUGCAGUGAUGGUUAAGUUAGUCACACUUGAAUGCCUGUAAUAUAAAUGUGUCUACUCGCUCCAUCUGUUACACAUUAUAAGACAAGUGGAGUUCCAGUUCUGAAAAAACAAAAUGUUCUUUAAAUUAGUUUUAAACAAAGCAAGAUAUCUAGCCCCAACAUUUUAAGUAAAAAUGACAACUAAAGUCCAAUUUAGUGUGUGAGUACAAGCGAGUGAGUGUAAAGAUGUUUGUUUUUAAUGAAAUCAGUACAAAACAUUAAAAAACAUUUUUAACUGCAACAUGUUUUAUUUCUUUUGAUUUCCUGUUUUUGUAUUUAUUAUUACAGUAUAUGUGUUCAGAAUUUUUCACAUCAACUGCUCUGUGAGCUUGUAACUGACACCUGUACAUAUAGACGACUAAGAAACAAAGUAAUAAACUUCCUGUACCCUUGCAGAAAGCUGAGCAAUAAAACUAUGCUGUUUGAA